GGAUGCAGAGAGAGGGGAGGCUAUAUAACAUUCUGGAGUUGUCUGGCGAUUGCCUAGUCUUGUGUCUCUAGCAACCUGAGAAGCUGCAUGCACGAAGGAUAUUGAAGAGGAAAAGACUAUAUCAUACUUGAGGGAGUAAUGUAUCUUGGGGGUAUUUUAACUUUACUGCUCCUGAGUUUGCAUGAGUCUCGUGGCAAAGUGCAACGAGUACCAUCAGUAGAAUGUGAUGAUGAGGACUUGAUAGAAGACAGCAUCCAUAACUACACCCUGCCCGAUUUGUGGGGGAUCCAGAAUAUCACCCUUUCUGACUAUAGAGACAAGGUGGUGCUAAUUGUCAAUGUGGCUACCUACUGAGCCUUAACACACCACUACCUGGGUAUGAAUGCACUUCAAUCAAACCACCAGGACUUUAUGGUGCUUGGCUUCCCAUGCAAUCAGUUUGGGUUGCAAGAACCAGGAGCAAACGCAACCGAAAUCUUCAAUGGCAUCCAAUACGUUCGGCCAGGGAAUGGUUUUGUUCCAAACUUCAAGUUGUUCAAGAAGAUAGAAGUCAAUGGUGACAAUGAAGAACCUCUUUACACAUUCCUCAAGAAACACUGCCCCUCUACAAGGGAUGGAUUUGCUAGCAAAGACAGCCUCUUCUACUCACCAUUCAAAGUGAAUGAUGUACGCUGGAACUUUGAGAAGUUUCUGGUGUCACGGAAUGGUAAACCAGUGAAACGUUAUGAUGCCAGUACACAUCCAAAUGUUAUUGAAGCUGACAUAGUGAAGUUACUGAUUCAAAACAAUGACCACAUCACGCAACAAACAAAACAAUAGUUCAGUGGCACAUUUUUGUAAAUAAGUUGUGAAAUAAUUUUAUACAAAUCAUCUGUGUAAGCCGGAAAACAUUCUGACACCAUGAAUCCAGUUUCAUUACUUCUUAUGUUUUGAUGCAGCAUGAUAUGUAUACUCAUGCAUACAAUUUGUAAAUAUUUUUGACCAUGUCCAUUGUGAGACACAAAGACUUCAUAAUCUGUAUAUACUUACGUUUUCCCCAUGUGUACCUUCUCCCACAGCACCUUGUCUGUAACUGGGAUUGAAGAGGAAAUGAACACUUGCAUGCAGAUUACUAUAAGCCUUCUUGUUUAUGACGAUUCAGCCAUAAACCAAAAGCACGGUGGGUUGAAUCUGAUAUGGCUCAGGCUGCAGGAACUUCAGUGCAUUCAUCCUGUAGCAUGCAGACUGUGAAGAGGCUCAUAUUGACUGCAAUCAAGUACUGGAGACAGCUACAAGAAAGGCAAGAGAAGGCCUACACAGGAAAUAUUUUUACCCUAAUGCAUAUAACAAAUAUAAUCAAUAGACUGUUUUCUUUCUUCUCCAAUUCUAACUGCUAAGUUCAGAAAGAAUUACAUCACGUUUACUUCUAAGAGACUGACUGUAAAAAUUCUGUGUGUAAUCAGUCAAUCUACAUUUAGAACAGCCAGAUACUGAGUCUAUCCUGAAACAUUUCAGUUCAGUUCACAUGUCCACAACAUAUUUCUGUAUGGUCUUCAUGUAUGCGUAAGAUUUUCUAAGUGGUUUCUUUCUCUGGGGUUUCUCUAUGCUAUGCCAUCCUUCCAGAUUUGAUCAUUCAGAGGGUAAUGGAUGAAAGUACAAAUUAUGAAUAUCCUCUUUACAUAACUAUCCAUACUCCUUUUCUUUAAUUUCUCUUAAAUUCGCCAGAACUUUGUCUUUGAAGCCAAACAUACAUUUACUAGAUAAAGCCCCUUCUAUUACAGAAAAAUUAAUAAACAAACAUCAACCGAUCACUGCAGUUCUUUAUUAAAACCUGACUCUUUACGGUGAGUUUUUUUUUCCCACAUAACUGAUGGCUUAUAAUUGCUUCCAAAGCUGAGUGAAUUAUGGAGAAAACUUACACAUUCUUAAAUAGCUUGGAGUUUAAAAAUAUAAGAGUUACACUUUUAUCAAUUUUAAUUAGGCCUUCAAACUUCAAGAAGUUUCCAGCAAAUUUACCGUUAAAAACGGUAGUCCCAUAAAAACUGACAAACCAGAAGUGACUCUUGCAAUAUAAAAUAAUGCUAGGCAUGAAACUUCAUACCUUAUAACUAACAAAGGAAGAAUGGAAAGUACUUUUACCUUCAAUUUCAUUGCAUAUAUAUCAUACCAGCAGAAAAGUGACAUAAAAUUCAACAGAAAAUUAUUUCUUUCAUAUCUUCGUUCUUAAUCUCUUCUCUUUGUCUUUCCUUUAUCCCUUUCAUACCUUUGCUCUAUUCCUUUAUUUCUCCAUUAAAAUAGUGAAUUAUGUUACACUUUCAUUCUUCAGUGAAAUUUGUGUGUCAAUUCAAGUUAAGAACUUUCGUUGAAAACCUGUUUACUGAUUUUGGACAUACGAGUAGAACCUGUGGAGCUCCACUUUCUACACUAAGUACAGAACAUGUUAAAAAUCUUGGACAACUGAGUACAUGUUAAAUAAACAUGCCUACAAUGGACCCACCAGAUGCAACUCAAAGGCAUGAUUAGUUACAAACACAAAUGAAGAUACAUAAGUACAAUAUAACAACUAAUCACAAUCAAAUUUCUUUGUUUCAUAGUGGAUUAGGUAUGAAUCUUUAAAAAAAUAGGAUGUGAACUGGAAUGAACUGGCUCAGGAUUAGUCCUGUGGAAGGUUUUGGCAUGUGGGAUGUUGAUGCUCUUAAAAGAGAGUUUGUAAGAUUUGAAAUUAUAACAGCAGUGGUUAUGAGGUGUUCCAGAUUCUGGAAUGUAACACUAUGCAGCUAAUUGAUAAUCAGUCAACUAAGUGUAUGACAUUAUAUUCCAGAAGACAGGUUUAUUCAGUAGAGUUUGUCUAACUAUACUGUUUAACUGUAUUGCAAUGCAACUUCAUUUGCAAAAAUGCAGUUAAUUCAGAUCUGUAAUGUGCAGUGUGUGAAAAUAAAAUUAUGCUCCAUUAGGUGAAUAUGAUCACAAUUAAAUCAAAAUGAAACAUUUAA
This is a messenger RNA of Cryptotermes secundus, 2972 nucleotides long. RefSeq names its product glutathione peroxidase 6. The transcript is spliced from 5 exons. Gene Ontology annotation, biological process: response to oxidative stress. NCBI's taxonomy places the organism in Eukaryota, Metazoa, Arthropoda, Insecta, Blattodea, Kalotermitidae. Gene Ontology annotation, molecular function: glutathione peroxidase activity. Bases 379 to 819 code for a protein of 146 amino acids. The record is from RefSeq and is a predicted model, not a curated record.